AGGGAGAAACGAUUAGGGCUUCUGAGAUAGAAAGUGAUAAGAUGGUUUCUCGCGGAUCCAGCGGCGACGGCAGUAAAGUUUCGAAACUGCACGAUAGAGAUUCAGAAAUCGAGAAACAUCCGCCGGCGACAAAGAAGUCCAAAUAUCCGCCGCCGGAGACGAAGAAGUCCAAAUAUCCGCCGCCGGCGACAAAGAAGUCCAAAUAUCCGCCGCCGGCGACGAAGAAGUCCAAAUAUCCGCCGCCGGAGACGAAGAAGAAUCCGCCGGAAUUGAAGAAUUUCAAAUACACGGAGACGAAGAAGCGGAUCAAUAGGAUACGCAGACAACUCCAGAAAUUAGAGCUGGAUUUUAAGGACAACAACCGGAUCAAUAAGAUACACAAACAAAUCAAUAAAUUGGAAGAUAAGGAUUUCUCCGAGACUUAUACUAUCAUCUAUGAGCGGGAUUCUACCACCCACAAAAAUCCCAAUAAUCCCAAAAUAAAGCGAGAUGUCAGUGAAGCUGCUAGACUAGCAAUGGGUUACUUCAGUCAAACAUGUUCCACCAGAUACUAUGUGGCGGACGUGAUCAGAGCAACCGAAUACAUGUGCUCCGGUCGUGUAUUGUGUUUGACGUUCACCGCCAGGCCCGCGGGUUCCCAAAAUGCCCAAACUUUCAAAGCGGAGAUUUACUACGGACCCGGUGCAGCUGACGUCAAUUUUGUUCAUCUUGUUGAUACUUAGUUUUUAUAGGUAAAUAAUAAUUAAAUAUAUAUUAUUUAAAUUCAGUAUUUGCGACGUUAUUCCCGUUCAUCCGAAUGCAUCUUAAGGCUUUGUUUGGUUCAUCGAUUUUAGAAUGACGAAAAUUAAAAUGUGAAAAGCAAACGAAUUUGAAAAUCUCUAGUGUGUUUGGUUGGUUAUGGAAAAUAAUUAUUUUCUAGAAAGUUAUUUUCUUUGAU
This is a messenger RNA of Erythranthe guttata (spotted monkey flower), 937 nucleotides long. RefSeq lists its product as uncharacterized. The record is from RefSeq and is a predicted model, not a curated record. NCBI's taxonomy places the organism in Eukaryota, Viridiplantae, Streptophyta, Magnoliopsida, Lamiales, Phrymaceae.